CUCCCCUUCAAAGAUCCCUCUCUUCCUCACUCACUCUCAUAUCUCUCUUUUCAUAAAAAAGAGCGAAUUAAAGCUCAUCAUCAAUGGCUUCCACAAUCAAGAAAGUGAACAUGAUUACUCAAAUAGUACGACUAAAACAAGUAGUCAAACGUUGGAAAAACAAAUCCCUUAAACGCCACACCACCAUCCUUUCCUACUCCUCAUCCGAUUCAGAUGAACCGGCCUUGUCCGGUUCGAACCGGCGUACACCUUCGGGUUCCUUAGCAGUUUACAUAGGUCCAGAAAAAACCCGGUUCGUUAUCCCAACCCGGUUCUUGAACCUACCCAUAUUCAUUUCGCUACUCGAUAAGGCAGAAGAGGAGUUUGGGUAUCAAAGAACCGGCGGUUUAGUUUUGCCAUGUGAAGUUGACUACUUUUCGGAUAUAUUAAGGUUGUUGGACCGGGAUGAGGAACGGUUCGGUUGUUUAGGUUUAGAUGAGCUUGUUAAGAUGAUUAGUGAAGUGGGCUUUGAAUCUUUAGAUCAGUCUUGUAAAGAAGCUGCUUCACAUGGAUUUGCUCCUCUCUUGCAGAAUGCUAGGGUUUAAUCCGCGGAAUUAUUUGAGGUGCGCGCAAGUGGGUCACGGUUAUCAAGAAAAUGCUAGGGUUUAACCAGUGAAAUUAGUGGAGUUACGCGCAAGCUGGUCGGGACAACUCGGUUAUAAAAAAAAAUGCUAGGUUCAACCCGGUUUUUUUGUUCUGACAAUGUCCGGUCCGGUUCUUGAAGGAGUAAGCUCUAGGGUUAGUUUUUUUUCCUUAAAAUAACUGUAAAUGGUAGUGGAUUGGUAAAAUGUGGUCCAUGGCUACCUGACCUUUGGAGAUUUCUAGGUAGUUCUUUUUUUUUCAUCUUUUUUAGUUUUUUUUUUUCCUUAUAUUAAAACCAUCCUUAAACCCAGAAUUUAAUUUUCUGAAGGUUUGCUGGGUUCCAAUGAGAUGUGGGUGAUUUUUUUUUUUUUUUUUUUUUUUUGCUAUUUUCCCAGACAAUUAAUAGUUGGUCUGGUGGUGGUGACAGAGUCGGAGAGGCUGAUGAUUGUAAUUAUAUUAUUAUCAUUAUUAAGAUGAUGGUGAAAGAAAAAAAAGUAGCUCGAGUUAAUGUAAUAUUCAUAUUGACUUUAGAAUUUCAAAAA
Lycium ferocissimum is the source of this 1163-nucleotide messenger RNA. RefSeq names its product protein SMALL AUXIN UP-REGULATED RNA 51-like. The record is from RefSeq and is a predicted model, not a curated record. The coding region runs from base 84 to 584 and encodes 166 amino acids. NCBI's taxonomy places the organism in Eukaryota, Viridiplantae, Streptophyta, Magnoliopsida, Solanales, Solanaceae. The transcript has a single exon. Gene Ontology annotation, biological process: response to auxin.